AUGCCUCUUGACCUACCGCUUCAAACACGACGCCCGAGGGCCAACAGCCAAGGGACCGUCGAAAAGAUCCCGGUGGAAGCAUCACCUAAGAACCAGAGCAUCUAUAAUUCAAUCCGAGAUGAUGAAGAGCGCCACCAGAAACAGCGCCAUCUUCAGCAGCAUGUCAUCGCUGAAGAUUUCCUGUGUCCGCCCGAUACAUUGGCACCGCCUAUGGCAAGAAGUAUCACAAAUGACAGUCAAAUCAGUGCCAGCAGCCUAUCACCCGCCUCAAUGACAGAACCGCAAGAAUGCAAUAUCCCAGUAAUAGAAGUGUCCCCAACGACAAAAAGACGCCCCCGAGGACGGAGAGCCGGCCCUUUGGGUGCUGAAAAGAGGUAUAAGACGGCAAUAAAGAGGAAAUUGGGAUUAGUCUGCGAUCGCUGCAAGCAAAAGAAAGUUGUCUGCGAUCAUUACGAUCUUUCCAAGCUUGAAGAAGCUUAUCAAGCGCAUCGAAGCGCCACGCAAACAGAGCCCCAAAAGCUCAGCCCAGCCGCGACGGAUCUCUUUGGCCUGGAGAACAGUCGAGCUCCAACACCUAAUUUUCCAGCAGAGGAAGACAUAGCGAAUGAUCUCAACGGGCUUCCUGCUCAACCGCACAACCGACAGGCAGAUCUCUACAAUUACAUUAGCAGCUUCAGUGUCGACAACGUCAGUUUUAGCAACAAUAACAUCAGGAGCACGUACACUACAACCUUCGACCAGUCGUAUAGCCCUGGUCUUCCCAGCUCCGGGCCACCAUCUCAGAUCGUAUCUCUCCAAACCCCCGUUCCGGUUGGCAGUGAAAUACCUGCUUUCCCUUCGAGGUGGAAAUGUGAAUACAAGAGCUCAGGCCUCGACUUUUGCCCGCCAGAAGACGCUUGCUCGUGGACCGGGCCACUGCAGGAGUUGGAGGCACACUUUGUAGCUGAACAUUUUGUGUUUCAAGGUCCAGAGUACUGGUGUGAAUGUACUAUAUGUGGGACGCUCGCUUUUGGAUGGAAUUCUCCGAAACAGUGUUCAGAAAGUUGUUAUGGGAGAUCGUGGCGGAGAUGCUUAUAUGGAACCACUUCGGCCACUACCGCUACCCUUACGCAGUCUGUGGAGUCGGAGAGUGUGUUCUCGUAUGAUGCAAGAUCGCCUUUUGGCUGA
Pestalotiopsis fici W106-1 is the source of this 1167-nucleotide messenger RNA. RefSeq lists its product as uncharacterized. Bases 1 to 1167 code for a protein of 388 amino acids. The record is from RefSeq and is a predicted model, not a curated record. The transcript is spliced from 2 exons. NCBI's taxonomy places the organism in Eukaryota, Fungi, Ascomycota, Sordariomycetes, Amphisphaeriales, Sporocadaceae.